Messenger RNA from Cladophialophora yegresii CBS 114405, 4527 nucleotides. RefSeq lists its product as uncharacterized. Gene Ontology annotation, biological process: ribosome biogenesis. Lineage: Eukaryota; Fungi; Ascomycota; Eurotiomycetes; Chaetothyriales; Herpotrichiellaceae. Gene Ontology annotation, cellular component: nucleolus. The transcript has 2 exons. The record is from RefSeq and is a predicted model, not a curated record. Bases 1 to 4527 code for a protein of 1508 amino acids.
AUGGCGAGGGUGUCUUUCGAGGCAAGCAUGGCCGACCUAGAGCGAAUGCAGGGUUCCGCCGCAGUUGUUCUCGACGAGGCAGCCAAGAUCCUCGGAAUCGACCUGGAGAAGACCAUCCGACGUAGCUUUGUCGAACCAUUGUACAAGGCCACGUUCAGCUCACAGGGGUUCAAGGAGCAGUGGGUAUUGCGCUGGCUGUUGAGGAAGCUGAAGCUGGGCGUACCAGACUGGAAAUCCACAGGUGCCGGUGAAGAUGCUCAGAGAAGUUUCGCACCGAAUGCAAAGUUCUGGUCGUUACUUCUCAGCUUGACGUGCGCAAUUUCCAGUGAUGUAUGCUCCGAAAUCCUCUUGGAGCGACACUUUUACGCAGCGCUCGCCGAAUUGAUCCGAGAAGUGCUUUUCCACCAAGGACACGGAUCGACGACGGUUGACGCUUCAAACACCCAUGAAGAGCAUGAAGGUCCUCCAAUCAAGAAAAGAAGACUUUCCCCGGCAUCCGACCACCAGGCAAACGGUGCAGUUGCGCUCGACGUGACCCCCUGGAUUGCUUUACAAGCCGUGUGUCGCUGCCUGGACCUCUUUGAUUCCUCAACCUCAGAGGUCGCUGCGUCAUCUCGUCAAGCUCCUGCAUGGACUGGUGGCUUGCAGACCCAAGCUGCCUUGCUUGGGGUCUCGCUUGAGUUGGUCCUUUACAUUGUACGACACGGCUCUAGAGUUCCAGACAAUGACCUAGCUGCCGAUAUGCUUAGUACUGCGCUCUCCUUCUGGGAAAGCAAUGUAUCCGCCAGGAAUUCGAAGGAUGACGACCGGCAACAAGCUUUCGCCUCCCAUUGCUUGAUACCCUGUUUAUCUCUCCUUGAAUGUCUGGUCGAUGCCCGCCUCGACCAGAUAUCCUUGAUGGCUUCAAGGAAUACACUGGAGCGCCUGAUUGCGGUAAAUAUUGUCUUCCCUCUGCGCACAACAUUUAGCGAGCAAUUUACAAAGAAGUGGAGAGCCACUGCCGACACGCUCCUCUACGAACACAUGGAUACGUUACUUCAGGCCUACAACCGUCAGGCCUACCCCUUCCGGGGUGACUCUGAAUUCUCGCAGGCGAUAGCUGGAUCAUCCAUGCAAAGGUCCUCGUGGAUUGUCCUCGAUGUGGCUGCGCGAUCGCUUCCAUUCAUGGACCUUAGAAGGCGUCAGCAAGAACAACAUCAUCUUGACUCUUUGUUAAUAUGGCUGGUUCAUGUUACCUGGCCUCAGGUCCCUCGUGUCACUUCGACAGGAGUCCUUCGCCAGCAGUUCGCGGAGGACCAAGGCGAUUGGGUGCCUUCGUUGGAGCUUCUUCUCGAUAUCGCCCGGUCACGGAAGCUGCACAUCUCAUUGCCUGUCGUCAGCUACGUCCUUCAAGCCGUGCUGGCUACUGACUCUCACUCGGCACCCUGGUCGCUUCUGGUCAAAGUCAUUCAACUGGACUCGACUAUUUUAGUUCCGGAUUCUACUUCGCCUGCUUCGAGGAACGUCCUCGGUCAAGUCGUGAGUAGAAUAGAAUCCGGCACUGUUACCAGAAGCGAGUACGACUUAGUGCGAGACCAGCUUGUUCUACCUUUGAUGCGCGACUGUGCUCGGUCGAGGGGCUAUGGUGUAUUUGUUGAGACGUGGCAAAAAUGCCUGGCAGACUCGAUGCGCACUCGUUAUACAUCGAAACACAGUCUAGACGGAAUUCCGACUGUGCUAGUGUGGGAAGACGAUGAUGUUUUUGAUGAGUUCAAGACGCUCAGCGUCCUUCAUGCACCACCAGUUCUGGCGUUGCGGAUGCUGCAAGACGUGGUCGAAUCCGUCAAGGGGCUUGGAGACAAAAUCGGAUCUACAAGUGAAGACUUCGCAAAGUUGGCUAUCUUCUCGGCCCUUCUGGAGAGCACAUAUACCAGUAGUGAACAGCUAAGGCUCGCGAGGGAUCAGCUGGCUUCUCUCUUACGCGGGGCAAUAGAUGUUCUGCGUCGAAAGACUGAUUUUCAAGGCCAACGGUGGAGAUUAAGAAAGCUUGUACGACUGCUUGUCGAGUUCACAGAUUCUGAAGCGCUUCCUCCUGGAGUCGAUUUUCUCUUGGAGUCCAGCUGCAACUUUGUCUCCUUGGACAGCGCCGUCUAUUUCGAUCCAGACCACACUCGAGCGCAGUCAGCGAAGUUUCUCGAGUGCCUCGAGUGCUUCUCUCUUGUUGUUGAGCUUGCUGCCAAAUCACCACGUUACAUGUCCAAGAUGGAGGCAGAGAUGCAUCAGCUGCAAGAGAAAGCCGCUCAGAUGACAAACAAAUGGCAUCUAUGGAAUGGACGCAACGUGGAGUGCUGCGACGUUGCGGAACUUAUAACGGCAUGCAUUGGCAGGCUGUUGCAGAGAUCCUCGAUAUUCUCAAUGUACCCAGACGUAUUCCGUCAGUUCAUCGGCCACUGUGUCGAAGAAGUAACAACAUUUCCGUCAUCGAAGCUUGCUGACAUAUCUUCACCGAACGUGCUUGAUCUCUACAUGGCUGUGCUGCAAAAUGAUCAGGUCGUUCGUGCUCCACCUCUUCGAAAAGCCCUUUUGGAAGGCAUCACUGCUGCGCUCCAAUCAGGCGAAACUGAUCUGAAGGUCUAUAGAAGUGUUUUGGAGAGCCUGGGUAUUGAGAAAAUGGGCAGAGUGACGGUGGACAGACUCGCCAACGCAAUGCGUGACCGACUGUUCCGAAGAACUGACAGUCCGACGUUGGAUUCGAUCUCAGAAGACAUGAGUUAUCUGAUUUACCUGGACACUCUGUUUCCCGGAAUCUUUAUCAACACAAAGCAUUUGGACGCAUGGUGGGAUUUGGCAGCUCGACAAUUCGAGUUCAAACACGCAGGACACUCCCCACUUGCUGCGAUGAAGGGAGCUAAUCUGUCGAAUACCUAUCUCCUUGCUGUCGACAUGCUGAAUCAAGUGCUCCAGGCGAUGUGGACACGAGCGACCCCUCUGCACAACACAUCAUCUUCCUCCGAACUCGUUUCCUGGAUGAUUAAGAAAUUCGAGGAUUCCGAGAAGCAGUCAAUCUCAGCGGAGACUCUACCGUUCCCCUGCGUUCAAAUGCUCUUGCUCUGCGCUUGUUGCUCCACAGGCACCGACAAAACCAUUGUCCAAGAUCAACAGCUUCAAGAGAUGAAGAAAUUCUACCUCAGAAGGACUAUACACCAUCUCGAACUGAUGUCGCAAGAAGCAUUGAGUCAGAACGCUAUUUUCCUGUGGAAACUCGCUCUUGAUGGUGUUGGCAGUCUCCCGGCUAUCGAGACGAAAGAGACAAUCCAGCAAGCGGCCGCCAUCCUCAUGGACAAGCUGAGGACGUACAACCAUUCAAACGCGGACUGUCCCGAUGCAAAGCUCAACGGUCAAGUAGGUCUGUCGAUCCAUCGCAAAUGUCUCACCUUGGGAGUGCAAUUCGAAGCUGGGCGUGUGCGGGAGGAAGUAAGCGAAUGGCUACAAGAGCUCCUCUCUUGCGUCGACCACGCAGAAGUCUGGACGUAUGCCACAAUCAGUUCCCUUACGGCCAGCGCCGACCUCUUUACUCGCCGGAUAGGAGCAGGAGAGUGGUCGUAUCUGCUUCAAGUCCUUCGUCGAAAGAGCCAGGACGCUUCGUAUCAGCCCAUAUGCACCGUCGUAGUGGCUUCAGUGCUUACCCAUGUCAAGCCACAACACAUUGCACAAUAUCCUUGGCUGGCUCAGGAACUUGCGGAAGUUGCAUCUCUGCCCAAUAAUGCAGAGCAGCCACAUGAAAUGGGACUGGCUCUUGCCUUGGAAAAUUGCAAACAAGUGCUUGAGCUUCACCCGGUCGUUAUCAACCAAUCGACCCUGGACCGAUUACUGUCGUCUCUUCGCAUCGUGGCCUCUGCUACAACCGAAACUGGACGUGCGAAGGACGCGAUCAAGCUCGAGUCCACGCCCUCUGCGGGACAGAUUUACGAACGACUCUGUGCCGUGGUCGGAGCUAUACUUGGAAGACACCGCCGACGCCUCUCGGACCGUUACCACUUGUUGCUUCCUGCAUUACAAGCUCUUUUACGAUGUCUUUUCUGGCCCGGAAAGAAAGCCACUGAGAGUCAACGUAGCACCUCAGUGAAGACCCUGGUCACAUUCGGCAAGACUUUGCCCGGAUGGAUGCGAGAAUCGGGCGAACCUCUGCCACUUUCCUCGGCAGAUCAAUUAUCGAGACUGUUGUCGUCGGUGUGCAAUCCAACCGUAUCAGCGGCACGUUCUUCCAACAAGCGCCGCAACGAGCUCAAUGAUGAGGUGAAGAAAGCACGGAAGUUGGCUGGCCAGCACAUGCAGUAUCUCGUCACGGAAUAUUGCAGAUGCUUCCUAGACGGCCAGAUAGCACCUGCGGUGAAGGAUCAGCUGAUGGCAGGCAUGUAUAGAGUCUUGGAUGCGAUCGACCGAGACAUGAUGAGGGCGAUGAACGCUGGCAUGGAUCCGAGUACCAGGGCCGUCUUCAAGAAUCUAUAUGAUGACUACCACAGAUAUGGGAAGUGGGACAAGAGCUAG